This is a messenger RNA of Nicotiana tabacum (common tobacco), 1743 nucleotides long. Its product is annotated as vicilin-like seed storage protein At2g28490. The record is from RefSeq and is a predicted model, not a curated record. Lineage: Eukaryota; Viridiplantae; Streptophyta; Magnoliopsida; Solanales; Solanaceae.
ACUUCCUGCAUUUUCUACACCGUUUGAGAAAAGAAUCAACUUUUUUUUGGCAAGUGAUAAAAGGAAAAUGGGAAACAGAAAGGAUCUUUUGAUCUUAUUGCUGGUGAUUUCCUCUGCUCUUGUGGCUUCUGUUAGUGGUUAUGAAUAUGACAGAAGAGGGAAAGAGAUGGAAGAAGAAGAAGAGGAAAGUGAAAGUGGAUGGUUUUUAUUGCAUGAUUCAAAGGAAAUAGUGAGGACUGAUGCUGGAGUUAUGAGAGUGGUGAGAGGUGGAUUUGGUGGUGGGAUUUCUAUGUUUCAAAGUCCAAUGCAUAUUGGUUUUAUUACUAUGGAACCUAACAGUCUUUUCAUCCCUCAGUAUCUUGAUUCUCAUCUCACCCUCUUUGUUCGCCGAGGGGAAACAAGAAUUGGGCACAUAUACAAAGAUGAUUUUACAGAAAGGCGAUUGAAGGAAGGAGAUGUGUACAGCAUUCGAGCUGGCUCUGCUUUCUAUCUUGUUAAUCCAGCUGAGGGACAGAGACUUCACAUCAUUUGCAGCAUUAGCACCUCUAGCAGCUUAGGAUGGCUCGGUUUCCAGUCUUUCUUCAUUGGUGGUGGAAUGUAUCCAACAUCUGUACUUGCUGGUUUCGACACUCUGACAUUAUCGACAGCAUUCAAUGUAUCCACAGCAGAAGUGAGUGAGAUCUUGACAAGACAAUAUUCAGGUGCAAUUGUAUAUCUGAACACUACACAUUCUCCUACACCGAGCAUAUGGGCUACAUUCUUGAACCUAGAACAACACCAGAAACUUGAACACCUAAAGAGAAUUGUGCAUUUGGAGGAAGAAGCUAGCCAAGAAGAAGAAGAGGAAAAAGAGCAGCCAAUAUGGUCUUUGAGAAAGUUCUUGACUAAUCUUUUUGGUAAUGAAAGAAACAGGAGAGAGGGGAGGAAAGGCGACGACAGACGAAGAGGCAAAGGUCCAGACUCCUACAAUCUUUUUGACAGAAAGGCAGAUUAUAAGAAUGACUAUGGGUGGAGCUUGGCCUUAGAUCAAUCUGAUUAUUCUCCAUUGAAGCAUGCUGACAUUGGCGUCUAUCUUGUCAAUCUUUCAGCGGGAGCUAUGAUGGCACCUCACAUUAAUCCAACAGCAACAGAAUAUGGAAUAGUGUUAAGAGGAAGUGGCAGUAUCCAAAUUGUGUAUCCAAACGGUACACUAGCAAUGAACUCGAGAGUAAACGAAGGAGAUGUGUUUUGGGUGCCAAGGUACUUCCCCUUCUGUCAAAUUGCAUCAAGAACCGGACCAUUCGAGUUCUUCGGUUUCACAACAACAGCAAAAAAGAACAGGCCACAGUUCUUGGUAGGUCAGAAUUCAAUACUACAAAGCAUGAGAGGACCUGAAUUUGCAGCUGCAUUUGGUGUUAGCGAAGAGAGGCUUAGGAGAAUAUUGGAUGCUCAGCGUGAAGCUGUUAUUUUGCCGUCGGCGGCCGUUGCUCCGACAGAGCCGAUUGAUCCGAGAGAGGAGGAGGAAGAAAGAGGAGAGAGAGGGAGAGAGCAGGAGAUUGUAAUGAAAAUACCAGAAGUGAUUAGGAGCUUUGGCAAUGACAUGAUCAUGGGAUUUGCUUAGAACUAAGCUGCCUGUUAUUUGCAUGAGGCUGUAGAUUCAUUUUGGAGUUUUUAUUGCUUUGUUCAUCUUAUGUUUGCUUCCUUGUCUUGUUCGACAUGUCUUUUGCUUUUGUGAAUAAGAACAUGGAUUUAGUUUUUCCUCUC